This is a messenger RNA of Monomorium pharaonis (pharaoh ant), 5551 nucleotides long. Its product is annotated as kinesin-like protein KIF20B. Gene Ontology annotation, molecular function: microtubule binding; plus-end-directed microtubule motor activity; ATP binding. The record is from RefSeq and is a predicted model, not a curated record. The coding region runs from base 586 to 4995 and encodes 1469 amino acids. Gene Ontology annotation, cellular component: nucleus; spindle microtubule. Lineage: Eukaryota; Metazoa; Arthropoda; Insecta; Hymenoptera; Formicidae. The transcript is spliced from 5 exons. Gene Ontology annotation, biological process: microtubule-based movement; mitotic spindle assembly.
AUAGGAGCAUGUUGGGGCAUGUGACGCGAACAGAUCUUAGGAGUAUGUUGGGACAUGUGACGCGAACAGACCCUUGGAAAGCACACUUCGAUUUGUGUUGCGAAUCGUCCACGUAUAUAUACAAUGUCAUUGAAUGAUUGAGCCAAUCAACGACAUCCGCAGAUAAGACUACCAAUCAGACGAAAGCAUCAACUCCAAACAAAAUUCAAGAAUUAAAUAACCGUUUGUCGCGAAGGAAUACGCGGUUUAGGCAGGUACAGCAAGAGUGCGAGUAUAAAUAUUCGUUGACUUCGUAUAUUUUAUAUCCAAUUUUGUCUUAUGUUAAUCACGCGGUUCGCGCAUUUGGCGACACAUUAACCACCCGUGUUACCUUUUAACGUAGGAAGUGUUUCGACAAGGACUGAUGUCUAUAUACAUACAUAUAAAUAAAUAUUUGAAACGUUUACAUUUAUCAAAAAAAUAAAACAAGAGAUAGGAAAAGGAUUACUGACAGCCAAAUAUAUAGGUUUUCAUGUGUUAAAUAAAUUUAGUAAAAAAUGUAUUAAAAUACAUUAGUAAUGUUAAACAUUUUAGCUUAAAUUUGAAAUGACUUCAAAAUAUUUAUUAAAGAUGGAAAAUACACUGGAUUCAAUUCGUCCAUCAGAAAAUCCACGAGAAGACAUGUCAUAUUUAUUUGGUAGAGAUCCAAGUAUUCUGGCAUAUAGUCAGAGACCAUUUCCUUCGAAGGAUACGAAGAAGAAUUUGCUUUCAUUAUAUGAAGUGGAGGAAAAUAAUUCCAAUGAGAAUAUAUCUGAACGUUCAGAUUCACAAACCUUACAAACUAUCAAGGUGUAUCUUAGACUGAAGCCAAUUCCAAAAAAGCUGAAGUUGACAGAAGAGCAGCAAGAAGCAUACAAAAUUAUAAAUUCCUCAACAUUGCUUACAAAGCUGCCAAUACUGGAUAGUAAUGGAAGUACCAAGCAGUCCAAGAGUAGUGAGAUUGUAUGCCGCAAGUUUACUUUUUCACAAACAUUUGGACCAGAGACUACUCAAUUGGAACUGUUUGAGCAAACAGUGCAGCAGCAAAUGAUAGAUUUUUUAGCUGGACAAAACUGUACUAUAAUGACAUAUGGUACUACAAAUUCAGGAAAGUCAUACACAUUGCAAGGGACUGCCACUUCUCCUGGACUCAUACCACGUGCUCUGGAAUUUGUAUUUAAUAAUAUUACAACACGACCACAUCCAUUUUACAAACCUUUGCAUUAUAGCGAUGUAGUCAAUCUCAAUGCCCUCGAACGUGCGCAGGAACUUGAGGCAAAAACCAAACUGUUAACAUUCAGUUCUGUAGAUAAACAUCAGUAUAUGAACACUUACAAGCAAAUGCAAAAAUUGUUGCAAGAGGAAUCAAUUCGCCCCAGUCAAUGCUACGACGCUCAUUACUCAGUUUGGAUUUCAUUUGCGGAAAUCUAUAACGAAAUUGUAUAUGAUUUAUUAUCGAGUGAAUGCCAGAAAAAGAGGAUACCUUUAAAAUUGGGAGCGGAUUCUAAUGGCAGAGCGUUUAUCAAAGGUUUAAAAACUAUUUAUGUUAAUUCAGCAGCGGAAGCUUAUCAGAUCUUGAUGGCGGGGCAAUACAAUUUAAAAGUAGCCGCAACUGCGUUAAACGCAAAAAGUUCGAGGUCUCAUUGUAUAUUCACAAUUAUAUUGUUAAAAUAUUAUGCGGAAAAUCUACCUGACACGGUUGAAGUGAGCACGUUUUCCUUUUGUGACCUGGCGGGUUCGGAACGUUUGAAGAAGACACUGAAUAUCGGAGACAGAUUAAAAGAAGCACAAAAUAUUAACACUAGUUUAUUAGUGUUAGGUAGAUGCUUAAAAUCCAUCCAUGAAGGACAAUUGACUAGAACAGAUACUGUGGGACCAUUCAGAGAAUCUAAAUUAACUAGACUAUUCCAGCGAGCGUUGUCGGGAAAGGAACAUCUAGCUUUGAUAGUUAAUGUCAACCCUCUACCAAAUCUUUAUGUAGAGACCCAGAAUGUUUUAAAUUUUGCUGCUAUUGCAAAGAGAAUUGUUAUAGAGAGAAAAAAACAAAUACAGAAGAAAUUGAAAUCAAGAUUUUCGCAAAUCGUCACGCAGAGUAUACAAAUGGUGACCGAUUGGGACACAGAAUUGGAAAGUGUGGAUUGGCAACGUACAAAUAGCGUGGAAGAAAACGAUUCGGAAUACAUUACUUCAGAAGAAUACAUGGAUCUCGCAAACGAAAAUGAGAAGCUAAAGAAAGAAAUUGCUCUUUUAAAGAAUUCAGCUUUAAUUCGAGAUUUUCAAAGCCGACAGGAAAUGGCCGAGAAAUAUAUUGCAAUGAUAAAUGAACUUGAGAUUGAUUGGAAACAACGUAUAAACGAUGUCGAAAUCCAACAUGAAGACGCUCUUGAAUGGACCGUGAAACAAGUUGAAGAAUUUUACAAAAAACAAUUAAAACAAUUGCACAGGAAGAAAAGAAAAUACAGCGAAUGCACUGACGACAGUGAUGAAGAUAAUGACAAUCUUAAUGUAACUAUUAAAGAAUUAAUUAAAGAAAAUACAGAAUUGAGAGAGAAAAAUGAAACUUUAAAGAAAACGUUAACUGAAGUGAAAAUAACGAAUGAGACUUUAAUUGUGGAAAAGAACAAAGUUUUUUUUGAGUUGGGAUUGUCAAAGGAGGACUUAAAAGUUGCGAGAAGUCUUCUAGAAACUGCUCAAAAAGAUAUUUGCUCUACCGCAGACGGUAAAGUUUAUAUAAAGGAACUGACAUCGCAAUUACUUGUUAAAGACGAACAGAUUAAAACUUUAAAGGAGAUACUCAAUGAAGCGAAAGAGGAAUAUAUUACAAUUACGUCUGAUUUGAAAAAGAAAGAACUCUGCAUUGAUGAGCAAGCAAAAAUUAUAGUCGAAAAUGAAGAAAAAAUUGAAGAUUUAGAAUUGCAGCUUGAAGACGUUAAUAUCUGUUUGACUGAAAAAACGAGAAUGAUCGAAUUUUUAGAAGAAAGACUGGAACACCACAGUGAAAACAAAAUUUUACAACUGCAAGAAGAAAUUAAUAUAUUGAAGAAUGAAAAAUUAGCGUUGAUUAAAACUCGUGAAGAAGAAUCAACAUUUACUAAAAAUGAAUAUCAAGAAAUUAUUGUAAAAGAGGAAUUGAUAAUCGAUGAGAUAUCAGAAAAUUCAAGAAUAGAUAAUAAUACCAAAAUAUGUAAUGAUUCUAAUCUUAAUAAAAUUAAAGAAUCCGAUUCAAAUAAUUUUAAUUCUGCAGAAAAGAUACUUCCUAAACAGACAUUGGUGGAUACAGGUUGUCAAGUAGAUAUAACGAAUGACAAAGAUCACAACAAUAUUAAAAACAAGUUGGAAGAAGCUAUUGCAACAAAAUCAGAAAAUAUUCAAACCAGUAACAAGAUAUCUUUGUUAAAAGAAGAAGCUGUUCAAACUGACGAGAUUGCAUAUGCCAGUUCAAAAUUACAAUUGGAUGCAUUGACCAUGCAACAUAAUGAUAUUCAAAUGCAAUAUGAACAGAAAUGUUCGCAAGUUAACAAGUUAACUGAAGAAUUGAUCGAUAUAAAGAAGACAUUACAGACUCUAAAGGAAGAAAAUCAUUCAAAUAAAACUAUUGUAGACGAGUACAAGAAUUCUACGGAAGCACUUAAGGAGCAAUUGAUACUCGCUGUGGAAGAGAAACAAAGGAUGGAGGAGAUCCUAUUGAGCUCCGAUGUGACUUCUAAACAAAGAAUUGCGGACUAUAAAUAUGAAAUUGAUCGAUUGGAAAAAAAUCUGUCAAUUGCAAAGGAUAGCACUCAACAGUAUUUGGAGAAACUGGAAACGGCUCAGAAAGAAUUAGAUAACUAUAAAUUACAAUAUAAAGAAGAAAAAGAAAUAGACAAAUUAGACAAAUUUGUUUCAGUGAAGAAAGAAAAUAACGAUAUAAAUAGUAUACGUAUAAAUCAGUUAGAUAAGUAUGCAGAAAAGAUAUCGCAAUUGGAAAGCAGUCUAGAAACUGUAGAAAAACUUAAGCGUAACAUUGAUCAGUUGAACAAAAACUUAGAAACGUGUCAGAUAGAGAAAAGCUGUAUACAAGAAGCGCUCGACGAAAAUAAUAAGAAAUUGUUGGAACUUGAGACUCGAUUAGAAGAGACAGCUCUUAAGGAACAGGACAAAGACAAUGAAAUCAUUACCUUGCAAAAGGAACUGAAACAGAUGAUACAGAAGAGCGAGAAUGCCGAGAAAAAUGACGAUGUGAUGGAAAUGGAAUUGAAGAGUGCUAUAAAUGAACUAACGCAGACGAAGGAAUCGCUUCUCCAAAAGGAGCAGCAUGUAAAAGAAUUAAAAAUACGUUUGGAGAACUCUGAGAGAAAUGCAAAGAUAUUUAACUUGCUCGAGCAGAACGCGAAGGAGCGGCAAAUCGAAAACGAACGUUUACGAAAUAUAAAUGAUGAGCUGAGAACUACCUUGACACAAAAGGAGCGCGAGAUGGACGCGUUUAUGAAGAAUCGAGACGAAACAGUGACGAAGUACGAAACCCUGGUUAAGAACCAGCAGGAGGAGCUAGACAUGCAAAAGAGAGAGGUGAUGAGGUAUCAAGAAUUAUUUCGUCGGCAAAUCACGCCAACGCCAAGCAAGGAUGAGUACAAGAAGUUGCAAAAUCGCAUAGAGGUACUCCAGGACAGACUGCAAAAGUACGAAGCAAAGGCCAAGAAUGAUUACGACAGCACGUCAGAGGAGGAGGAAAUUUCGUCGGCUCCGCGUCAGCCCAAGCGACGCGGAAAGAAGGCGAUCUUGUCCGCCAAGCAGGAAAAUAUACCAGUUAUCGAAUUGUCUGGAUCCGAGUCGAAGCGCAACACGAGAAAUAACACUACUUUACCACCGCCGGAAACAUCGACUGAAAAGAGACGUACUCGUAGGAAGAAGCUGUUUCUUGAGAACGAUUCGUUUGCGGAGGUUGAACCUGUCACGACGCUUCUGCCAACUCGAAAUUUAAGAAAUCGAAAGAAAUGAAAAUAUGAGACACAUUGUAAAUAUUUUGUAUAUGCUUGAAAAAAAUCAGAUAAGGGAUAACGGAGUACAAAAAGAUAAGAAGAUACGGAACCACAUAACACAAAUCACGAAGCAAGUACUGCUUUUUCUGUGAUAUCGUAAUCAAAUAAGCAUAUAUUUGAUUACAUGUUUAUUAAAAAUCACUUCUUUUUUAAUAUCAUGCAUUGUAUUUUAUAAAAAAAAACUACAUAAUAACAUUAAAGUCACUUACUACAUGCUUUACUCGAAUCAAAGGACAGGACAAUUAGAUAGAAUCUUCGUCAUCAUUGCAUUAUUAUUACUAUAAAGUUUCAAAAGGUGAUCAGAAUCUUGGAAUACUCUUGUAUGUUUACACUCGCAAUUUACAAACGUAAUUUUUUCUUGUGCACUUUACGUGUUCAUAUUUUUUAAUAAUGUACAUUGAAUAAUCCCAAAAAUAAAUUUGUGCUCAAUCGAAUAUGUUAUAAAUUUAGUUGAGUUGGAGUUAUGUAUGUGUAUGUAUCUAAAAUAAAAUUCUCACUAAUGUAAGAAUAACAUA